CUCAAGCUAGAUAAAUUUCCAAACAAUUUUACUUAAAUAAUUCAACGAAUUUGUUCACACUUUUAGCCAUGUUCCGGAAUCAGUACGACAGCGACACGACCACGUGGAGUCCGCAGGGUCGUCUCUUCCAGGUGGAGUACGCCAUGGAGGCCGUGAAACAGGGAGCAGCCACCGUGGGACUGAAGAGCAGCGACUACGCCGUGCUGGCCGCCCUGUGCCGCACCUCCAAGGAGACGGACACGCUCCAGCGGAAGAUCAUGCCGGUGGACGGGCACGUGGGCAUGUCCAUAGCAGGACUCACUGCGGAUGCCCGCGUGGUGUGCCAGUACUUGAGGACGGAGUGCAUGGCAUACCGGCACUCCUACGAUGCGGAGUUUCCGAUCCGCCGCUUGGUGGCCAAUCUGGGUAACAAGCUGCAGGCCACCACCCAGCGGUAUGAUCGGCGUCCCUAUGGCGUGGGCAUGCUGGUGGCUGGCUACGAUGAGCAGGGACCGCACAUCUUCCAGGUGAUGCCCACGGCCAAUGUGCUCAACUGCAAGGCAAUGGCCAUUGGCUCCCGUUCGCAGAGUGCCCGCACCUAUUUGGAGCGGAACAUGGAGAGUUUUGAGAACUGCGACAAGGAUGAACUCAUAUGUCAUGCGAUUCAGGCCAUUCGGGGAUCCUUGGGACACGAUGAUACCGAAGACCUCACCACAAAUGUGGCCAUCGUGGGCAAGGAUUUGCCCUUCAAAAUGUUUUCGGAUGCCGAGAACCAGUACUAUCUGAACAUCGUCAAGGCUCUGGACCCGCCUUUGGAGGCGGAGCAGGAAGCUCUAUCCGAGGAGGGAAUGAGCGUUGACGACAUGAUGGACCACGGACCGAGUGGCAGUGGUGCUCCGGCCAAUGAUGCAACUGACGUGCACACCAAUGCGUCCACAGGUGGCAAUGAUGCACGCUAAUGGGAGCGGGCACUCUCACAUAGUAUACCAAAUUUGUUGUUUCGUUAAUAAUGCUAUUAAAGUUUAUAUUGUGUUUUAUAUUA
Molecule: messenger RNA, 1021 nt
Organism: Drosophila teissieri
Lineage: Eukaryota; Metazoa; Arthropoda; Insecta; Diptera; Drosophilidae
Product: proteasome subunit alpha type-1-like
Exons: 1
Coding region: 69-938 (289 amino acids)
Biological process (GO): ubiquitin-dependent protein catabolic process
Cellular component (GO): proteasome core complex; nucleus; proteasome core complex, alpha-subunit complex
Source: RefSeq, a predicted model, not a curated record